AUGCCCUGGUCGUUUAAGUUUUGUCGUGGUACAUCUGAGUAUGAAUGGUUGAUGUUAGUAACUCAAAUCAUAGCGGUGGGAGUAGGAACUAUUGCUCCAGCUGCUAGAUGGUUUACAGCCAUUAAAUUCAGGUGCAUGAAGGAAUUAAAAAUGGUUGACAAGGCGGAUUUUGAAGUGGAAAAGUACUGGAUCCAGAAAUUGGUUGAGUGGAAAGAGCGUCCAUUAGCUUUACAAAGAUUGGGGCGGAGAGGUAGAAGAUUUGUACACAAUUUAAAGUAUCGGACUUUGGAUUUUUGUAUUGGUAUGCAGUCAGGGAUAGUAUUGAUUAGCAAAUUAGUCAGACUCAUCUCAAUCUUCUUUGUGGGUCAGUUAUUGAUAUUCUGGUACAGCUGCACAAGAUUGGAGAGGUUUCUCAGAACCCAGGAGAACUCUUUAAGCAAUGAACCAGAGUCUGAGACACAGCGUAGAACAGAAAUGAAUCUCAGCCGUUAUGUUGUGCAUCUUCAAGGAGAGGAAGGUUUAGUACAUCUGAUGAAAGCACAGGACUGUGAUGCCACAAAUCAUUGGUUCGAGAUGGGGGUAAAAGAGCAGCCAAAACAUCUAAUACAAUUUCUGGAGAAAUCUCUGUAUUCCAAAGAGCUCAAGGGGGUGAAAGAGUUUGACAGCGACCAGGUUCCUUGUCUGGAUUCCCAGGACCCUCCCAAUUCUUGGGCUCUUCCAGUUGUAACAUUAACAGCAGUUGCAGUUGCAAUUCCUAAUAUUGGCCACCAAGCAGUUCAGAAGUUGAAAUACAGUGUCCAUGAAGCCUUAAUGUACAUACGGGUGGUAGAAAACAACCUGGUGGAUCCUAAAAGAGACUUGAAAAAUUCCAGGGAAGCAGCAGAGAUUGUGUGGUCAGGUAUUGAUCUACUUAACAAGUGGCUAGAUGUUGAUCUACGUGCAAUGGCACGUGAAGGGAAACAUCCGAAGGACAUACUCGAAGAACUGUCAAAUAUAGCAAAGAGUAAGUUCAAAGAAGUGAAGCGGACAGAAUUGAAUAAAUGUUUAAUGGAUGCUCCUUCCAAAUGGCCUAUCAAUGCAAUCGCUGCAAAUUCCAUGUACAGAAUAUGUCAAUCACUUCUGCAGGAAUACCGAUUCAAGGCUGGAGGAAGCGAUGAAAUACUGUUUGAGAAGCUGUCUGUUAUGAUCUCUGAUAUUAUCAGUGCUUGCCUUACUAACUUGAAACAUGUGAUAACCAAACAUUGCAACUGA
Messenger RNA from Daucus carota subsp. sativus, 1251 nucleotides. RefSeq lists its product as uncharacterized. The record is from RefSeq and is a predicted model, not a curated record. NCBI's taxonomy places the organism in Eukaryota, Viridiplantae, Streptophyta, Magnoliopsida, Apiales, Apiaceae. The coding region runs from base 1 to 1251 and encodes 416 amino acids. The transcript has a single exon.